GCGGCGCCUGAGGCGGCAUGGAGGCGGAUUUCGCCGCUUUCGGCAGCCCGCUGUGCGGCGAGCUCAAGCGCUUCUGCAAGCGGGUGAGGGAGACCUACCGGGAGAUCAGGGAGGACCUCACCCCCUACAAGGAUGACCGCUAUUAUCGGCUGGCACCGAUGCGAUUAUAUACGCUGUCCAAACGACAUUUUGUCCUGGUCUUUGUAGUAUUCUUUGUCUGUUUUGGUUUGACAGUCUUCAUAGGAAUAGCAGGUCCUAAUGUAAUUGAAACUUCUGUAGCAAGAACUGACCUAAAUAACAGCAUAAAGCUGAAGCCUUUUAAUUUAAGUUCGCCACCACUGUCUACUUAUAACCAGCAGCUGUGGCUGACCUGUGUAGUCGAGUUGGAUCAGCAUGAUGUAUCACUCAAAAAGAAUGUUACUAUGACAGUCAAAGUGCUCGGAGUGGUGAAGGAUGGAAGCACACCCUAUGUUAAUAAUCAAGUUCACAACCGGACACGGUUGCUCAGUUGUGCACAGAAAUGCAGUGAAAUCAUUGUUGCUCACCUUGGCUACCUGAAUUACACUCAGUACAACAUAUUUGUUAGUUUUGAAGAUCUAAAUAAGUUAACAUAUGCCAUACAGAAUAUUACUUUCACAUGGAAGACAUACAAUCCAACAUUUUCACAAGUGGAAAUCUGGUUCCGUUUCGUCUUUGUAGUUCUCACCUUUAUGGUCACGUGUCUGUUUGCACAUUCUCUACGAAAAUUCUCCAUGAGAGACUGGGGUAUUGAACAGAAAUGGAUGUCUAUCCUUCUUCCUCUCCUCCUGCUUUACAACGACCCAUUUUUCCCCCUUUCUUUUCUGGUGAACAGUUGGUUUCCUGGAAUGCUGGAUGACCUAUUCCAAUCACUGUUUCUGUGUGCGCUGUUAUUGUUCUGGCUUUGUGUCUACCAUGGUAUAAGAGUACAGGGAGAAAGGAAGUGCUUAACCUUCUAUCUGCCCAAAUUCCUUAUUGUUGGACUGUUGUGGCUUGCCUCUGUUACAUUAGGCGUAUGGCAAACUGUUAAUGAAGUACAUGAUCCUACAUAUCAAUACAGAGUUGACACAGGUAAUUUCCAGGGAAUGAAAAUCUUCUUCCUUGUGGUGGCAACCACAUAUAUUCUCUACCUUCUGUUCCUGAUAGUGAGAGCAUGUUCAGAACUCCGUAACAUGCCUUAUGUUGAUCUCAGGUUGAAAUUCUUGACUGCAUUAACCUUCGUAGUGCUCGUCAUUAGCAUUGUCAUACUCUAUCUACGCUUUGGAGCACAAGUUCUACAGGACAACUUUGUGGCUGAGCUGUCAACUCAUUAUCAGAAUUCAGCAGAAUUCUUAUCAUUUUAUGGUUUAUUGAACUUCUAUCUCUACACGUUAGCCUUCGUGUAUUCCCCCUCAAAGAACGCACUAUAUGAAUCACAGUUGAAAGACAAUCCUGCUUUUUCUAUGCUGAAUGAUUCAGAUGAUGAUGUGAUUUAUGGGAGCGACUAUGAAGAAAUGCCACUUCAGAAUGGCCAAGCUAUUAGAGCUAAGUUUAAAGAGGAAUCGGACAGUGACUGAUGGAGUGAUUUUGAUAUAGACAGACUUGUUCAGCUGGAAUUAAAGCAAUUUUGAAGUUUUCCUAGAUGGACCACUUCCUUGGCUUACUUACAGUCUGCUGUCAUCUGAACAUGGAAUUCCAGGAAGGACAUUCUGCUGCUUUCUGUUUACAAAGGUAAAGCUGAAAAGAAAAGAAUGCUUGAAAAGGUUGUGGUGGGAACUCAAGGAAACCAAAAUUUAUAUGCGUCUUAUAAAAUGCCUGUUGGCAGGAUGUCUCUGGACUAAUGUUUAAGUCUAUGUCCAUUUCGAGGUGUAACAGAUUAUGUACAGAUCUUAAAAUUGCUUCUUUGCUGCUUGGUGGUUUGUCAUUGUUCCCCUCCCCUUAGGAUUAUGUAGAACAUAGCAUCUUAAACCUCUUGCAUCUUUGCUAGUUCCUUUUCUGUUGUUCACUGCUGUAUGAAGUGCCUCUUUUCCCUUUCAUUUUUCUACCUUAGUCAUUUAGACUGGAGGCAGGGAUAGAUGUGCUUUAAGGUUCUUUCUUCUUCCAUUGUUUUUAAUGCUAUUUCUUGGAAAUGCAGAAAAACAAAAGCUUCCCAUUCCUCCUUCUAAGAGGUUGUAUGGACUUCAAACUGUUGUUUUAACUCCACAUAAAUGGAUUUACCAGAUACAUCAUAAGUGUGGGAUAUGUGCAAGUAGGUUCUAGUGAGCAGAAAUGGGCUGUGGUCCAAAGGUAUUUGUAUGAUACAGGUUUCAUAACAUGCAUUACCACUCCCAGCAAAACUGUUUGUUGUGUUGUUUUUUUCAACAGCGCUUUAAAUAGAAAAUAUUUAGGCAGCAAUAAACCUCAGAAGGAAAUCAGAACUUUUUUGUGCGUGUAUUCUGGAGGAGAUUGUUACACUUAAAAGAAUACAGUAUAAAGUUCCACAGAGAAGUAUAACUUCGUAUUUCCAAACAUUUCAUUUUAGAUGCUUUUUCUACAUCAGACUUCUUCAUGAAGUUGUAUUUAUUGGCAGUUAAUAUGCUUUCUGGGAACAAUUACGGGUGCUCAUGCCUUGAAGUUGCUUAACAGCUUUUGAGCACGUUCUGUGCAUAGCUCAACUUCUCUGUCAUACCACAGUUGCCAGCAGUACUGCUUGAAAUUUUCACCCAUACAUUUUAUGAUUCUGUAUUCCAGUCUGUGCUGGAACAGAGUUAUAUGGGAAUGCAGUAUUCCUCAUACAGUGGUGCUGCUUCUCUUUUUAAAAGCUCUUUUUCUUCCACGCUACCGCUCAGCUCUAUAUUUAUCUGGAUGCUAUUUGUUUCCAACUACUUCUGAAUUUUCAAGGACUUGACCAGUCUCUUUUUUUUAAGAAAUAGAUUCAUGACUGUAAUGUACUUUUGUAACAUUUCUCUGCCCUGCUGCUGUAGAAAAGAUAUAUUAGGCAGAAAAUGGUGCUGGCUUACACUAGUAAAUCAUGCUUAUGACAGACUUAGUCUAAGCAGAGCAGUGCAAUGAAGUCGUACUAAACUUACUGAAUCUGGGGGAUGUAGAUUUAUUCUGCAUUUGUGCAGCUGGUUUAGGCUAUUGCAGCACAAUAACCUCCCUGUAGCUGUUCAAGAGCAUUAAGGGGAGACUUCACAAAGUAGCAGUUUACUUACAGAUGAUCAAAGGAACUGCUUCACGUGGUUGCAAACCUGUUGUCAUAAAAAAUAGUUCAGAUUUGAAUCUGCACUCUGUUAGAGACACUCUGUUGUUAGUGUGGUAAGAUUUUGUGUGUCUUUAAAUUUUUGAGGAUAUUUGGAAUUUACAGCUUUGUGUACCAAGUUAUUGUUUGUUAGAAGCCAGAGCACUAUUGUAUGGCUAAAGCAAGGAAACAAAGUGAAGGGGGGCUGGGAAGAAGGGGAGGGAGAGAUUUUAAUUUUGUUAAUUGGUGUCCAUUUAGAAGAAUGUACAGGGAAACAUUACAGAGGUGGUGGGUUUUUAGUGAACUCUAGGAAACCAUACUUCCAGCAUUUUCUCUUAGACCUUUUUAACAAGUAUAGGGGGUGUUGUUUUUAACCUAAAAGAGAUGCGCCCAAUCUCAUUUUUAUUAUUCCCUAUGUGAUUUUCUUGGGGCUUACAGUUGUUCGAAUUUGCACAGUUAGACUCCAAAGCCAACUAGACAUUUGUUGUGUACCCCAGACCUCUUUCACUUGCACUGGAGUGAGUAAAGGAAUUAGGUUUUCAGAAAUUCAGAUCCUUAUCUGUUCAGAUCUCUUUAACUGUCAUAUUGUUUAAUUCUGAGUUGUUCUGAAUUGAUAAAAUACUUGAUUUGACAAAUUUACAAAGUGUACAGUCUGAGCUGGUUGUUAUAGUCAUACCUGAAUUACGGUGUCGUGCUUUGGAAUUUCAUUGCCUAAAAAUAUUUUAAAUCUAGUUUGGAAAAUGUCAUUUUUUUUCAAAGCUGUUCUCAGCCCAUUUUACUUGCCACUGUGUAACUUAACUUUUCCACAUGACUACAUUUGAAAUGAAAAUAGGAAAGCUCAGAUAGGGAAAUAGGUGCUUCAAGUUAAGUGUCCCACUAAGAAAUAAUUUCUUUAGAGAUUGUCUAAGCAGUGUUUGCCUUACAAAAUAGUUCAGAGGGUAAUAGUAAGCUUGACUGAAGAACUGUGAUAGCAAAUACUGUUCAUAGUGAAAAAGUGAAGCAGAUCUGCUAGCAAGAUAUCUCAACUUCACUCUCCUUCUCAGAGAUAGUAUUUGAGGAAUAUUACAAUCUGGAUUGCAAACAGCUUGGGAGUAGGUGGCAUAAAUUCAUCACCGAGUAAUGUAAUGUAAUCUAAGGAUAAAACAAGAGAUCUGGGUAAGAAGCCACAUCAGGCUUUCUUUUUGUUAAAAAUACUUCAAUAUUUCAUGCCCUACUGGAGCUUGGAAAACAAAGAGUUACCACAGACGUAGCACUGCUGCUCUCCAGGAGCUGCUUUGCUAGUAACUAACUGCAAGACUUCCAUGUCUGUUGUGAUCAAGAUGGGACUUUCAGGGAAUCAAUUAUAGUUGAGUAUUAACCCAUUCACAGCAGCUGUUUUCUGAAGUGUGUUCUUUAAAUAGAGUUGGUGUUAGGAGUGGUUGGAAACUUUCCUGGGCCUGGCAAAGAAUAAGUAGCAUAAGGUUCAACAUGAGUAAGGAAAUCCAGGAGACCUAUGGAACUAAUAUGGUUUAAAAAAAAAAAUAAAAUGAAGGAUGUUUCCAGCUAGAAAAGUCUUUAUCUCUGAACCAAAAGACAACUUGGUAUUCAGUCACUUAGUUUUCACCCACUUCCUUUUGCAUAUGCCAGUAAGAAACUUUGCAUUACUGUAAAUUUUUUUAGAGGUUUGUAAAUAUGUAAAAUGAAGCCAAAAUAUGGAGUAUUUGUGUACCAAAAUGGUAUAAAAUGUGUAAGAUAAAUGCUCUGUUUAAUAAGAAGCUGUAAAUUAAAUGCUGCUUUGACAAAGCGUGCAUGGGGACAUGUUAAAUAUUGUGUUCAGAGGUUGUAUUAAGGACAGCAAAUUGUCUGUUAUGUUGGAAAGCUUCAUUCUAGUCUUGAGUACAAACCAAAAAAUACCACUUCAAGCAAAAGUUGAGUAUUGAGUUUCUUGGAAGACUUCAUGUGCAUAAUCAUUGUUAAAUAUGUUCAUAAUAAAGUUUUAUAUCUUUAUGUUGUA
Molecule: messenger RNA, 5210 nt
Organism: Phasianus colchicus (ring-necked pheasant)
Lineage: Eukaryota; Metazoa; Chordata; Aves; Galliformes; Phasianidae
Gene: TMEM181
Product: transmembrane protein 181
Molecular function (GO): toxic substance binding
Source: RefSeq, a predicted model, not a curated record